AUGUGGGCGCGUCUCUGGUUUUCCAUGCCGGCCGAGAGGCCGCCGCGGCCGCCGCCGUUUACACCCCCACCGCCACCGCCGGCGCCGCCUCAGUACGGCCCUCUUCCCGCGCCGUCAUCUGUCGCGUCGCUGUACACGCUCGCCGGCGACUUCCUCGACCGGGCCAAGACAGCGCUGGUCACCGGCGGGCCGGCGGGUCCCGACACCAUCUCCGCGGCGUCGAGCGCGCGCCGUGCCGUGGCCGAGUUGAUGGCCCCGGCCUCCAAGGCGUCCCCGGCGGCGACGACGAAUGACUCGUGGACCUUGAGUUCUCGGGCCGUGCACUGGAUCAUCGUGGGCGCCGUGGUGGCAGCGGUGCUUCUGGUCUUGUGCGUGGUGGCUUGCUUCGUCCGGCGGCGGCGGAGGAGGCGCCGGCGCCGGCCGGUGCUGACACCUCAGCUGCCACCACCGAUGGUAUACCACAAAGGUAUGUUGUCUGACGGCGUGACAUGGCCCGUGCUUCAGCAAGCGACGCCAUCAGAGUUUUACUUCGCGCAGCAGCAGCGCCCCACGCCUCCCCAGACCAGCGGCACGUUCUCGGACGCCGGAACCGACCGCCACCACUCCGUCGACGUCGUCACCGAGCUGCCGACCGGCGGCUCCCACACGUACGAGCAGCUCGCGGCCGCGACGGACGGGUUCGCCCCCGGGAACAUCAUCGGGCAGGGCGGUUUCGGGUGCGUGUACAGGGGGACGCUGGACGGCGCCGAGGUGGCGAUCAAGAAGCUCAAGGCGGGAAGCCGGCAGGGGGACCGCGAGUUCCGGGCGGAGGUCGAGAUCAUCAGCCGUGUGCACCACCGGAACCUUGUCUCGCUGGUUGGGUACUGCAUCUACUCCGACGAGAGGCUGCUGGUCUACGAGUUUGUGCCCAACAAGACACUCGACUCCCAUUUGCACGGGCACAAUGGGCCACCGCUUGACUGGCAUCAAAGAUGGCAGAUAGCUGUGGGAUCUGCGAGGGGUUUGGCCUAUCUUCACGACGACUGUUAUCCUAAAAUCAUACAUCGUGAUGUUAAGGCGUCCAACAUUCUUCUCGAUCAAAAUUUUGAGCCCAAGGUUGCAGAUUUUGGGUUAGCAAAGUAUCAACCAGGAGAUGACACUCACGUUUCCACAAGAGUAAUGGGAACCUUCGGGUACAUAGCUCCGGAGUUCUUGUCUAGCGGAAGACUGACCGACAAAGCUGAUGUUUUCUCUUUUGGCGUCGUCCUCCUGGAGCUGAUUACUGGAAGGCUGCCGGUUCAGUCAUCUCAGUCCUACAUGGAUGAGACAUUAGUAGGCUGGGCUAGACCCUUGAUUUCACAGGUUGCAGAGGGCGGCAGCCUUCAAGCCCUCAUGGACCCACGACUUGGAAGCGACUACGAUCCGUCCAUAAUGAUGCGAAUGGUCGAGUGCGCUGCGGCCGCUGUGCGCCAUUCCGCGCAGCAGCGUCCAUCCAUGGUUCAGAUCCUCAAAUACUUGCAAGGGGAAACACGAGCGGAUGAUCCGGAUGGCGUUUUCAAAAUUACAACCGUAGAGGAAUCCUACAGCUCCAGCAUGGAAAUGGAGUCCGGCGAAUCAGUUGGACCCAGGCCAAGAAGAACGCAGCGGAGUCAAGCGAGCACCAGCAACGACUGCAUCAGCGCACAAGCUCCCGGGGAUAAGGACCCGUUUAGUUCACAGCCUCUAAACGCAAAAAAGCCGUAA
Messenger RNA from Panicum hallii, 1722 nucleotides. Its product is annotated as proline-rich receptor-like protein kinase PERK15. The record is from RefSeq and is a predicted model, not a curated record. Bases 1 to 1722 code for a protein of 573 amino acids. NCBI's taxonomy places the organism in Eukaryota, Viridiplantae, Streptophyta, Magnoliopsida, Poales, Poaceae. Gene Ontology annotation, molecular function: ATP binding; protein kinase activity. The transcript is spliced from 8 exons. Gene Ontology annotation, biological process: protein phosphorylation.